Endocarpon pusillum Z07020 is the source of this 765-nucleotide messenger RNA. RefSeq lists its product as uncharacterized. Gene Ontology annotation, molecular function: allantoicase activity. Bases 1 to 765 code for a protein of 254 amino acids. The record is from RefSeq and is a predicted model, not a curated record. Lineage: Eukaryota; Fungi; Ascomycota; Eurotiomycetes; Verrucariales; Verrucariaceae. Gene Ontology annotation, biological process: allantoin catabolic process. The transcript has a single exon.
AUGGAAGUGCCCCUCCUAUCCCCCAGCACCAUCAGCGACACCAUCUUCCCCUCCACCCCCACCGCCGUCCCCGCCUCACAGAUCGACGCCACCUUCUCGCAAACCACCAACCUGACCAGCAGCGUCCUCAACGCCCGCAUCCACUCCCUCAGCGACGAAUACUUCGCCUCGGCCGCCAACCUGCUCACGCCGACGCCCGCGGUCCGCAAGCCAGGCGUCUACGUGCACUCGGGGGCAUGGUACGACGGCUGGGAGACGCGCCGCCACAACCCGAAGCCAUUUCUGGGGUGUGUGGGGACCAUCGAGGGCGUCGAGGUGGACACGGCGCAUUUCAGCGGGAACGAGGCGCCGGAGGUGGGGUUGGAUGGGUAUUUCGCGCCGGGGGAACAGGGCGGGGACGCGGUGAGCGGCGACGGGUUCGAGGGGUGGAGCGAGGUGCUCCCCAGGAGCGCUUGUGGGCCGGAUCGGAGGCAGGCGUGGAGGGUGCGGGAUCAGGGCAGGCAGUAUACGCAUCUGAGGUUGAAGAUGUAUCCGGAUGGCGGGAUUGCGAGGUUAAGGGUUUAUGGGCAUGCCGUCCCGCCGCCGCUGGAUGCUGUGAUGGCUGUGCAGGGGGACGGGCCGGGGUGGAGGAACUCUCGAGUGCGUUGCAUGGGGGAGUUGCGGUGGAGUGCUCGGACCAGCAUUUUGGGGUCAAGAGUAACCUCCUGCUGCCAUGUAGAGGAAAGGAUAUGGGAGAUGGGUGGGAGACUGCUCGGUCAAGGGUGA